This is a messenger RNA of Epinephelus moara (kelp grouper), 2449 nucleotides long. RefSeq names its product high-affinity choline transporter 1-like. The transcript is spliced from 5 exons. Gene Ontology annotation, cellular component: plasma membrane. Gene Ontology annotation, molecular function: choline:sodium symporter activity. Lineage: Eukaryota; Metazoa; Chordata; Actinopteri; Perciformes; Serranidae. The record is from RefSeq and is a predicted model, not a curated record. Gene Ontology annotation, biological process: transmembrane transport; choline transport; acetylcholine biosynthetic process. The coding region runs from base 932 to 1396 and encodes 154 amino acids.
GCUGGCGCAGCCCUCCUGUUUGUUUUUGUGAACUAAAAACCGCCCCCUCAGUGAAAACGAAGCUUUUAUUUACUCACAGAUAAGAAACAGGACAGUGUAAAGCCUCCACAAAAUAGCAUAUUAAAUCUUCUGUGUGAUUUAUCCCGGUUUCAUAUGAGUAAAGGAAAAUUCUGCUAGCUCCUAGGCUAAUUUAUGCAACAAAAAAUGUUAUAGGCUUAUGCUAAUAAUAUUAGCAUGUUGUAUAUGUGAGGAAAAUCUAUCGAGUUGAAGCCAGUUGUUUUGUUGGUGUUAUAAAGGAGCCCAAUUUUGUAACAUCACUUUUGUUAAAUGUUGACACUGUUCCUUAAGCAACCUUUUCCCAGGUGAUGUAUUUUUUUUUAUUACUAAUUUUCAAGUAAUUUUUUUAAAACUUUUUUCCCCACAAUUUCUUGUUGGUUUUUGGGCCAUUUCUUCUAAAGUUGCUCAUUGCCUUCCUCCCGUGUUUUUGAAAGAAAUCAAGCAUGUACUUACUUUUGUAUUUUUUGAACAGCAUCCACUGCUGUGAGUGAAAGUCUGUAACUGUGUGAAUGCUGCCACCUCUUAUUUCAAAUUGAAAGCCAUAGUCUAGCAUUUCAUACAUGGUCCAGCCGUAGGUAUGACCUAGUGGUGUUCCUAUCUAUAGUUAGCUAAUUAAUCUAUAGCCAAGGAAUAGACUCAAGGAAGUGCAGUGUACAGUAUAAGCGUUUUUCGAGAAAGCUGCAAGCAGCAAUACCAUAGGCCAAGCAAUCAUCCCGCUCUAAGCAGACAUGUUUUGGACGUACACUGCACCAGUUCAUUUAACUCAGUUCAUUUUCAGUGGGUGGACCUAGUUUUAUUCCUUUUCUUUUUCACUGCCUGUGUGUGUCCUGAUGUAUUGCAGCCACUUGGGUGGGAGGAGGCUAUAUUUUGGGUAAUGCUGAAGUGGUCUACGAUCAUGGAUAUCUCCUCCUCCCUGGCUGUGAGCGUCUCUGCUGCUGUGGCUAUUAUAUACACGUUAUUGGGCGGACUGUACUCUGUGGCGUAUACUGAUGUCAUCCAGCUCAACUUUAUGGCCUUCAGCUUGUGGCUCUGUGUGCCUUUCAUCCUGUCAAGCCCGACCUCUACAAACAUCACUGUUGCUGCAGUAACCGAGCUGUAUCAGAAGCCAUGGAUCGGCAAGUUGGAGCUGAAGGACGCAGGUUGCUGGGUAGAUGACCUAUUGCUACUGUCCAUUGGAGGGCUCUGCUAUCAGGCCUUCUACCAGAGAAUCCUGUCCACAGCCACGGACGCCCAAGCUAAGAUCACCUGCUAUGCUGGAGCAGUAUUAUGCCCAAUCCUCGCCAUCCCAUCACUCAUCAUUGGGGCAGACCCUUUAAGCCAAUGGUUCCCGACUGAUUGAAACCAGACCACCUACAGUUCACCCAGCCCGUAUGAGCGGGGCAAAGCCGGUAUGAUCUUGCCAAUUGCCCUUCAGCACCUUUGCCCUUUCUACAUCUCGCUGGUUGGUAUGGGAGCACUUGCUGCUGCUGUGAUGUCAUCAGUUGACUCUGCACUUCUGUCUGCUGGCUCCGAACUGGGUCGAAAUAUCUUUGAGAACAUCAUCUAUAAAAGGGCAUCAGAAGCAAUGAUUAUUUGGGUGGUUAGGGGGUCGAUCCUCCUGUGUGGAAUGAUGGCGGCAUGCCUGGCAAUGACAUCGAGUUCAAUCCACCUGUUCUGGAUCAUCAGCGAAGAUGUCAUGUAUUCAAUGACGACUCCCCAGGUGACUUGCACCUUCUACUUAUCUCGGUGGGUGAACCAGUACGGGGCCUGCUUUGGCUUUGUGUUGGCGAUACUGCUGAGAGCUCUGGUUGGAGAACCCUCGAUAGGCCUUCCUGACGUGCUGCCCCUGCCGUGGGACCAGAUACGGGAGGACGGUCACUUCCGUCGCUUGUUCCCUUUUCGUACUGCCAUCAUGCUCAUCACCACAGGGGCUAUUUUAGUAGUUUCACGCCUUGCUGUGUGGCUGUCUGAGAAGGAGCUGCUGAAAAGAGUAAAUGAUGCUGAAACGGACACAAACACACAUAACAUGGCACCGGUCCGAAAAGAUGCGGAUGAAGAGGAGACUGAAUGUCGAACAGACUCCCCUUUGCUCUAAGCAUAAACACUUUCAUACAGCCUGUUGGUGCUCUAAGAGUGAGUUGUGUAUGAUAUGUAAACAACUGUUUUCUCAUAUGACAUAUUGUUACAAAGCUACAUUCCUUGUGGUUUGAUUGAUGCGGACCAUUUCAAGAUACAACUACCACAGCAGGUACAAUAAAGCCCUGUGUCCACCAAACAUGUCUGGUAUGGUACAUUUGGAACCAAAAGUAAUCCUUCAGACAUGGUGCCUAGACCCUAGGUCCACUUGGCGUUUCCAUCGCCAGGAUUGGGAUAUAUGCCGCUUACAUUACCCGGUCAAAAUUCAUAUAUAUAU